AUUAGUAAAUUUGUAAAUGUGUAAGUUUGUUACAAUCAUGAAAAAUUAAACAUUAGUGCAAACAACUCAUUUCUUCUCAGCCCAAAGUACUACUCUGAAGACGGAUAUAGGUACCAGAUAAUGAUACGACUGAACAAAGAUUAUUUUGGAGUAUUUGUACGACUAGUGUCAGGGAUUAAUGAUGAUACACUUGAAUGGCCUUGCGACUCAAGGCAGGUCACAGUUACUUUGAUGGACCAGAACCCUCACAUUCAAAAGCGCAUGUCCAAACAAAGAAGCGUAACUACAAGUUCAAAACAAGACCUUGACGAAUUCUUUCACAAGCCAAGAACACAGGGAACUCUGCAAACAGAUGACAGCUCAGAAGAUUUCUAUACUAACGAUGGGAUAGGUGAUGGCGUCUUCAUGUCAGCUAUUCUCCAAUCCAGAGAAUUUAUGAAAGGAGGGGAUGUUUUCUUCCUCAUUUCUAUACAAGACAUCUCCAAAUUACGCAACCUGGACUCACUUCCAUGCCCCAGCAUCUCAGUGAAGAACUUACCUGGGCAAAACAAUGAUGACCAUGAAGUCCCAUGUACAACUCUGUCUUCUCUUUAUAAAACUCCACACCCUAGCACCACCCCCCGUACAACAACAUCAACUACCAGAGAACACCACAUCAUGACCCCAGGCAACCCUGAGGUCACCCCACCUGACAGUGUGCUCCCUAGCACCAUCCUCAGUCCAGCUACUGCAACAACUGGAGAUCACCAGGUCAUGACUACAGGCAGCACUGACGGAUCUGGAGUGUUUUCAAUCAAGACUGAUGUAUCCCCAUGGGUUGUAGUCACAGUUGUGCUGUCCUUGAUUAUUAUUAUCUGCACUAUCUUGGGUGUGAUGUAUAAAAAAGCUUGUUCUAAGAUAAAUACAAAGAGCAUAUCAUAUCAAAACUUGUUACAGCUUGAACAAGAUCAUCAAAUAAUAUAGGAAACACUUUGCAUUAGGCAAAUGUAUACAGCACGCCUUUCCAAGACACCUCCACUGCCCUUUUUGUACUACUUCUUUCAUUCCUGCAAGAUUGUAAAUAAAUCAUUCAUUUUAA
Alosa sapidissima (American shad) is the source of this 1078-nucleotide messenger RNA. RefSeq names its product meprin A subunit beta-like. The record is from RefSeq and is a predicted model, not a curated record. Lineage: Eukaryota; Metazoa; Chordata; Actinopteri; Clupeiformes; Clupeidae. Gene Ontology annotation, molecular function: protein binding. The transcript has 10 exons. The coding region runs from base 121 to 963 and encodes 280 amino acids.